Tetrahymena thermophila SB210 is the source of this 366-nucleotide messenger RNA. RefSeq lists its product as hypothetical. The transcript has a single exon. NCBI's taxonomy places the organism in Eukaryota, Ciliophora, Oligohymenophorea, Hymenostomatida, Tetrahymenidae. The record is from RefSeq and is a predicted model, not a curated record.
AUGUCUUUUUCAUUAAAAUUGAUUCUUAAAAUAACCUUUCAAGAUGUAAUUAUUAAUUCAUAGAUAGAACAUAAUUUAGUAUGUAAGUAAGUAAAACACCUUUAAAGUAGUUUUGAUCUUAUUUAUUUCUUUUUUCAUUCAAAUAAUAAUUUAAAAUAAUUUCAUUCUUAUAUAAAAGAUGCCGAAAAUAAAAGCUUCAUAAGCAGAAAUACUAUCACCUAUGUAGGACAAGACACUCGAUAUAAUAACAAAUAAUAAUUAUAAAAAUAAAGAGGAAUAAAAAACUAAAUAAACAGAAUAACAAUAAGCAAUAGCUUAAACAUAAUAAUCAGCAUGAUGACAUUUGUCUCUUUGGGAAAGUGCUGA